Molecule: messenger RNA, 3001 nt
Organism: Myxocyprinus asiaticus (Chinese sucker)
Lineage: Eukaryota; Metazoa; Chordata; Actinopteri; Cypriniformes; Catostomidae
Gene: rmi1
Product: RMI1, RecQ mediated genome instability 1, homolog (S. cerevisiae)
Exons: 3
Coding region: 197-1894 (565 amino acids)
Biological process (GO): resolution of meiotic recombination intermediates; double-strand break repair via homologous recombination
Cellular component (GO): RecQ family helicase-topoisomerase III complex; nuclear body
Molecular function (GO): nucleotide binding
Source: RefSeq, a predicted model, not a curated record
CGCCCAAAAAGUAGUGAGCGGUGUUGACUAGCUGAUCUGUUGGAAAACAGUUGCUGUUUGAUAUCUCUCAACUUUGAUGUUUCUUAAAGAGUUGAUCCACAAAAACUUCAUUAGUCGCCGGUAUUUCACUUGAACAUACCAUGUAGUGUCUGCACUGUAAAGAAGUUCAGUCCGCGGUGUUUUGGACAGUGAGAGGAUGUCCACAGUGAGUGAAGUCCAGGUUACCCAGGAAUGGCUGCGUUCUGAAUGGCACAUCCAGGUCCCUCCUGCCUGGCUGGAUGCUUGUGUGAACUGGAUAAAGGAGGAGGCGGAGAGAGAAGCCGUGCCCCGGGCCCUACUCAAUCAACGUGUCUUGGAGCAAUGGUUACUAACAGACCUGCGAGAUCUGGCCCACCCAGUGCUCCCUGCAGGCGUCUCAGAGGCCCAGAAGACAGAACUAAACAGCUGUUACUGUGUACAGAUGGACUCUCUACUGGACAUCAGCCAGCCUGCUUACACUCAACUGCAGCGCAUUCGGGGCACUGACUGCUCCAACGAACAAGUCUCCGCGGUUACACAGGAAACACAGAGGCCAUGGGAGGCCAAGCCCACUCGUAUGUUGAUGCUGCAGCUUACGGAUGGGGUGCAAAGUCUGGAGGGUAUGGAGUACCGGCCCAUCCCAGCCCUGAGUACCAACCUGCCACCUGGCACGAAGCUACAGUUAGUUGGGCCUAUCGUUGUCCGUCUCGGGGUGUUGCUCUUGAAGGCAGAGAACGUGAAGGUGUUGGGAGGGGAGGUGGAACAGCUCUUGCAGAUAUACUCUCAAGGUAGAGUGCUUUGUGGGACACUGGGUCUACCUGAGGAAAACCAUCCACAAGGUGAGGAACUGGAUGACCAGGAGCUCUUAGCCAGUGUGGAGGCUGUGGAAGAUUUUCAGGUAGCUGACAGUGGCUACGACAGCCUGAAUUUGCAAGCGUUUUCCAGACCAUCUGCACCUCACCUUCAAUCGCAACGCUCCCAGUUAAGUCCCCGUCCACAAGAGACACCCAUUUCCAUUGACAACAACUGGCAUGAGGUUGAAAUUCUAGAUGAUGACUUCAACAGCAUUCCAGAUGAUUUUGAUGAAGUUCCACAAAACUUUGAGGACAAUAUGGUGGAUGAAAUUCCUGAGGACUUUGAUGACAUCCCAUUAGAGGAGCUAGAUAGCGUGAUGUGCCCUUUAGAUUCAGAAGUGUUGCCCAGCACAAGAGAACACACUGAAAUUGAGCAACAGACAUUUCCAGCUUCAGACUUACCAAGUGUAGACAACCAUAUUAACCAGCCCAAAACUGUAGGACUGAACCAGAUUCAGUCAAAUUCUGCCUACAGAACUCCUGUUGGCGAAAGAAGCUCCCACCACAAUAGAUCCUUAGAUGAAUUUCUUAAGUAUGAGUCUAAAUAUGAAUCAGUUUCAAGUAGGAAGCAAAAUGUUAGUGCAAUAACAGAUGCACCCAUACCCAGGUACCUCUGCACUCUGCAGGCUGGCACUUGGCCGCCAACCAGUGUUCAGGUUUUACGUGUACAAGCCUUUAUUGUUACAUUGGUGGGAAACUUGCGCAGUAGUGGUGGAGUUUGGAAACUGGGAGCCACCAUAUCAGAUGGGACGGGGUAUCUGGAUGUGGAUCUGUGUGACGCAAUGCUCACUAACCUCAUUGGCUUCUCAGCAGCAGAGGCCCGAGUGCUGAGGAAAGACCCAGUGAGACGCAGCGAUGUGGACAAUGGGAUUCUGCACUGUCAGAGAGAGCUGGUGGAUAUGUGCUGUAUGCUGAGCAUACAGGUGGAUCAGAUGGGCCGAGGAGUCGUGUUGAGUGCCAGUCCGCUCUCAGAAAGAGAAUGCAGUGAGAUACAGAAACGAGUGAAUGAGCGGAGGAAAUAAGUGUUUCUUUCUUGACUCUUACUGAGAAACAUUUUCUGGGUGAACUUACUCUGGCAAUGGGAUUUUGAAUGGAAUAACUCUUUGGUUCUCUGAGUCUGUAGACGGCAUCUCAAAAAUGCUCCCAAUUUAGGUUAAAAUUUCAGUAUCUCAUGUAUUCUAUUUUUGUAAAUGUAUUUGUUUUGUUAGUUCUUUGUUACUUUUAAUACUUGAAUGUGUUCAGAGUUAAAUAAAUCAAAUGAAACUGAUUAAAAUUAUUUAUGUAUAUUAUUUCCUGGACAAUGUUAACUAGAUUUUUACAUUUUCUUUAGAAAAUAAGAGUAGUGCAUGUCCCUGCAAAAUUUGCAGCCACAAGGCUAUGGUGUUGUGAAAGGUUGUCAGGGCAUUGCUAUUCAGUUGUUAAGGAGUUCUGAGUGGUGUUAAGUGCAUUGCUAUGAAUGAACCAAGUUGGAUCCCUCAUUCAGUGUCUUCUUUUUUUUUUUUCAGGCCCAUUUUGUUGUCCAGUGUGGGAAAAUUUUAAGUCCAAUCACUUGAAGUAAUAGCACACCUGUGUCAAUAGCACAAGCACUGUUUAUAAAUAAGUAAAUAGGUUAAAUACUUGAGGUUAGGGGUUUGCUCAAAUCCCUAACCUCAAGCAUGAGCAAUAAUAACAGUGAUUCACUGCUUAUACAGCCCUUAAUGAAAUACCAACUGGCACCGAUAGAUGGCAGCAGUGAGAUUUCAAACCAUUCCAAACCAUUUUGGGGGUGAGGGGUCACGGGUGUUGAGGUCACAAAUAUAAUGGUCCUCUUUGGUACUUCAAUAUUGUAAAGGCACUGAAUUCAAUAAUUUUCUGAAUAAAGGCUUGAAAUGCAAUAAAGGCCCAAAAUUAUUUAAUUUUUGGUUUUAAAAGAUAUGUGUAUUUUUAAAGUUCACACAGUACAAGACAAACACUGUCUGCAUUGCUAGCAAUUCACCUGUUUCUGUCAUCUUGCUGUCUCAAGGAAAAGAAAUAUAGAAAUAAAAUGUCAAGAAAAUGAAUAUAAUUUGAAUUUCUUUUCAUCACUGAUGUAUCUGUAAAAUGACAUGAAUGUGUCAGCUGGCUAGUAAAAAGAAAAUACACAAAAUGAU